ACAGUGGUGUGAAGGAGAUGGUCAGAUCCUGUCUGUCUCAGGGGCUGGGUUUCUCUUUUACCCAACAAGAGGAAAAAUUGUUUCAAGCAUGACGAGGCAAAGACACUGAAAGAACAGAGACAAAUAAUGAUAUAAAAAACUUUCUGAACUCACAAUGGCCAUAAGGGAGCUCAAAGUUUGUCUUUUAGGGGACACUGGAGUAGGGAAAUCUAGCAUUGUUUGCAGAUUUGUCCAGGAUCAUUUUGACCACAACAUAAGUCCCACAAUAGGAGCAUCAUUCCUCACUAAAACAGUGCCAUGUGGAAGUGAACUACACAAAUUUCUGAUCUGGGAUACAGCCGGACAGGAGAGGUUUCACUCAUUAGCUCCUAUGUACUACAGAGGAUCGGCAGCUGCUGUCAUAGUCUAUGACAUAACUAAACUGGACUCUUUCCAGACACUGAAGAAGUGGGUGAAGGAGCUGAAGGAACACGGUCCAGAGGACAUCGUUGUAGCCAUAGCAGGGAACAAGAAUGAUUUAGGAGACAUCAGGGAAGUUCCAAUGAAGGAAGCGAAGGAGUUUGCUGAAUCGAUCGCCGCCAUUUUCAUUGAGACUAGUGCCAGAAAUGCUGUCAAUGUAGAGGAGCUCUUUCAGAAAAUCAGCAAACAGAUUCCCCCCCUGGAGAACCCUGAGGUGGAGAGCAACGAGUCCUUCAAACUCACCCGGCAGCCCGCUCCAUCCACCAGGAGAUGCUGCUAGUACCAACAGUGCCUGAUGAGAUCACCUCCUCUGGCACCAGGGACCCCACCAGCGCAGCACACCGUCCACAGUGUCUCACUCCAGGGAAAGACCAGACAGUGGACAGACAGAGGUCAGCUUGCACAUGUGGUCAACUGCAAAAAGAAAGAGUAAAAAGUACCAUGAGUAUUAUAUGUAGCAUUGCACAUUUAUUGCAUUGCAGUGAACUCACAUCAGGUCUGAAGCCUCCAGUUUGUCCCCAUCAGGUGGUGUUUUUGCUGAAUUACAGUAGGACUUCUGUCUGUGCAGUAUGCAACAUAACUCAUCACAAAGAGUUGUUUUUUAUUCCAUUUAACAUUGCAACUUUAAAACUUCGCAUAUACUAAUAACAAGUGAUCCAGCCAUUGUGCUUUUUUGAAGCCGAGCGUUGAUGUAGACACAUGAUCAUUGCACUGCAGCUCUUAAAUGGCAGACAUUAACAGCUGUUUUUUGAUUACUUUUUAUCAAGGAAGUGCUUCACAUGGAUCUUUUUUAUGUACAUGUAUGUAUCAUCUUUGUAUAGAAUAUUAUUAGAAUAUUUCUUAAUACAUUGUGGCUUCAACUCUAGACAAGAAUUCAGUUCUGCCACUCACAAGCAGCACCUUUACAUUCCACUGCGUCAUGUGUUUUCACACACAUUUGCUGUAUAAAGGUUGAACUGUAGUGCUGAAGGAUACGUAACAGGGGGGCUUAAAUCACAAUUAUAGCAUGACUUCCCCUGUGACCAAUACUAGAGAUGUUUACAUAGUGUUUUGUUAGAGAUGUUUUUCUACAUGCUGAAAAGUAGUGUCUGGGAUUUCAUGACAGAAUGAGUUAGUAAAACUGCCAAACACGAGUUUUACAUGAUUUUACAUAUGUACUGUUGAGAAGAGAAAAUACCUGCAAGUGUUCCACUAAAGACUGGACUGAGGCCUGAUCAGAUGGUAUGCUGAUUCUGCAGUAAGAAGUGUUUUUUUCCAGUUUACAGCAAUUUGCACGCUACUCUUUGGCCCUGGCUGAUUCUUAUUUAGCAGGACAUGGAGACGGUUAAUAUCUCAGAGUGAUCAAAACUAAACUUAGAGGGUAAAUUUGCCCUUUAGCAUUUCUGUUCUCUUUUUGUUUGUUUAGUACUUUCCCAAUGGAAUCAGAGUUAGUCUUAAGUCUGAUGAUAAAAAAAACUUUCAUUUGUCCUUGUUUUGAAUGAUGGGCUUCGGGUUAAAGGCAAUGUGACAUGCCUUAUGUUUUGCAACCUGCAAAUGGUGAUGUGUCUGAUUAUUUUGAGUUGAAUAAGAUUUGUCUUGUGUUUACUGAACCAACUCUGAGGAAAUCUAUUCAAAUUAAGCCCUAAAUCAAUAAACUGUAUCUAACCAAAAAUGAAAUAAACAAGUAAAGAAACCCUCGCCAAGUUAUAUAACCUAAUACAAGACUUAUUUUGUGCCAUUGGAUUUGACCACUUAAGAGUUUUAUAACAGUACUUUUGGAUUAUUUUCAAAACAGUACUAUUUUGAUUGUUUAUAACAUUUACAUGACUCCUCUACAGUAGGGGUUCCCAAACUUUUUCUGUGACCCCCAAAAUAACAGUGCCAGAGACUGGAGACCCCCACUCUCCUGAUGUGGUUAAAUGUUGCUCACAGAACUAGUAGGCCAAUCCAAAAACCUACAGAUAUCUUUGUAAUUUAAAGAAGGCUAUAGCAGGAUACUUUCCUUAGGGAUCAUGUGGCAACAAAGUAAAGAAGAAAAAUGAUGACGUUUUAUAUUUACAUUGUUCUAUCUAAAAUUUUGCAACAGAUGCUGUAUAUGUUCUUACAACAAAGGGUAAAAUAUGCAAUUUUAGAUCAUUCUAAGUUUUUAUUGAUUUUUGAAAGGCAUAUUGUGACCCCAAAUUAGUGUCUCAUGACCCCCCAAGGGGCCCCGACCCCCACUUUGGGAACCACUGCUUUACAGCAUUUUUAUUGAAACAAUGAAAUGAACAUGAGAGCUGACUUCAGUCGAUGCUUAUCUGUGUAAUAGUAGCUCAAAAGAAAAUGUUUACGCAGUUCAUGUGAAGUCAUUUUAAAAAAUGUUGAAAAUGUUUUUGGACAACAGGUAUCACAGAAUAUUGGUUUAAAUUAUCUUUAUUCAAUGCAAUUACAGUCUCCUUUUAACAGGUUGCACUGUUUUCUCACUUAAAAAGUUGCACAAAUACCCAAAGCCCUCAUGGAAAAGUAGUUCCAGUUAAAGUGGCCUUGUUUAUCCAAAAACAGACAGUACACCCACCAGUAAGUGAUAUAACCCAACUUACUCUGAAUCCUGAGUUUCAGUGGCUAAAUGUGUAUCACAUGUAAUCACUAAGGAUAUUUUACAUAAAGCAAAUGACAGACAUAUGACCACCAUCUUCUGCUCAAAUGUAGCUCUGUGACUGGGGCUGGAUUUAAAAGCUGAAACUGAAUUAAGAGCUGCUCACUGGGUCAAUUGUGCAGUAGGUCACAUAUUCAUGCAGUAGGUAAACUUAAAUUAAACCCAGAUUGGGCAAAAUAUGACCGGUAUAGAAGACAAUGAUGACAAAUCAUGCUAGGAAUGUCAUGUGGACAUGCAGUAGUUAUGAGAUGAAGUGUUUUUAUGUUUCCCCACUGAAGUGCCUUUUUAUAUUUUUCUAAAGCAAUGUAAGACAUAACCUAACAGCUCAAAUUGCUGGUUUAAUAAGUGAAUUACUGACUCGUUCAGCACAGACUAGUUGUAUGCAUUAAAAAACUUUGAAAUGAUCUGAAGCCAUUCAUAUACUGUGUGCAUAAGUCAUGCUUCCCUGUAUCCUCUGUAGGUCAGAUUAACUUUUGUAUAUUAAUCCAUGUAAUAAAGAACUGAUUAUUCUA
This is a messenger RNA of Notolabrus celidotus (New Zealand spotty), 3585 nucleotides long. It is a transcript of the gene rab31, whose product is annotated as RAB31, member RAS oncogene family. The transcript has 7 exons. The record is from RefSeq and is a predicted model, not a curated record. NCBI's taxonomy places the organism in Eukaryota, Metazoa, Chordata, Actinopteri, Labriformes, Labridae. Gene Ontology annotation, molecular function: GTP binding; GTPase activity. Bases 155 to 739 code for a protein of 194 amino acids.